This is a messenger RNA of Nicotiana attenuata, 1342 nucleotides long. RefSeq names its product sarcolemmal membrane-associated protein. The record is from RefSeq and is a predicted model, not a curated record. Bases 115 to 1143 code for a protein of 342 amino acids. Lineage: Eukaryota; Viridiplantae; Streptophyta; Magnoliopsida; Solanales; Solanaceae. The transcript is spliced from 6 exons.
ACUUAUGUUAUUUUCGUUAACACAGUUAAACAUCCAUGGCAGGGUGAACAAAGUUAGAGGAAUUACUGCUACUUAAGAAGAAAUCAGAGACGCUCUCUAGAAACUGAGCAAGAAAUGGCGGGUUUAUUGGCAUGGGCAGCAGAUGUAGUAGGCGGCGGGCAAAGCAACGACGAAGAUGACAACAACCCCAAUUCGAUUCCUUUAAUCUUUACACCAGAACAACAAACCUACCUUCAGGAUUUGAAUCGAAAGGCCACUUCUCUUAGCCGUACGAUCCAAGAUCUACGGCUCAGACUCCCUCCUCCUGACAUCUCACAGCGUCUUCCUCAUCUCCACGCUCACUCCCUUGCUUCUAAUAAUGCUCUCGCUCUUCAACUUAAUGCUCACUCUGCUACUAAAGAACAGGCACAAUUAAGAGAAAUUACUCUGCAAGAAGAAAAUUCCGAGUAUGAGAAGGCUAUCUCAAGUUAUGAGAAUAAGAUUCAGGAGAAGUCAAAGGAAGCAGACCUUCUACACAGCAAGUUGAAGGAACUGGCCUUAAUUGAGGAAAACUUGAAGUCAGAGUUAGAACAGGCACAGGCUGCAGCAGCCAGCCAGUCUAAAUCAAAUGAUUUUCUGAUUAAAAAUAAUGGUGAAGAUCAAGAAGAUGAGGAAUCCGCAAAUUCUGCAUUGCUGGAGAAAUUAGAGGAGAGAAAGAAAGAACUGACAUCAAUGGAAGAAGCAGUUCAUGACAUGGAGAAAAAAUGGGCAAAAAUUCAAGAUUAUGCGCUCAAGCAACCUUCCCCAGCUCAGCGAGAGAAAAUAUUGGAUAAGCAGCUUCAUAGUCUAAUGGAGCAACUUGCUUCAAAGCAGGCCCAGGCGGAGGGCCUAGCUAACGAAGUCCAUCUAAAGGAGAUGGAAUUAGAAAGAUUGAAUGGCCUUUGGAGUAAGCUUGAAGCUAGCAAUGCCGAUAUUAAUGCUGCCCGGAAUAGGUAUACAAGAAGCAGCAUCGACAGGGGACGUGUUUCUUCAGAUUAUAUUGUUGAUCCUCGUCAAAAGCCUGGCAGAAUGGAGAAUUUGCAGAAGCUUAUGUUGCUUAGGUCAGCUUUCGUUGUGUACAUUUUAGCACUCCAUAUUUUGGUAUUCAUUAAGAUAUCAUUCUAGAGUUGAGCCCAGUAGUAUUUGCUUCGUGAAUUUUUGUUAAACUUUUAAAUGUAUAAAAUGUAAAAAGUCCCUGCAUACAAUGUAGUUUGCUUGAGAAGGAACAUGUAUAACCUGUAAUUUCUGCCUAGAAAUAUUUGAAUAUUCACAAUAGUAUUGUCUACUCGGUUAUAAUGUAACUAGCUUCUGUUCUUUGUUCUAA